Pangasianodon hypophthalmus (striped catfish) is the source of this 5177-nucleotide messenger RNA. RefSeq names its product serine/threonine kinase 36 (fused homolog, Drosophila) (gene stk36). Bases 609 to 4454 code for a protein of 1281 amino acids. Gene Ontology annotation, molecular function: protein kinase activity; ATP binding. The record is from RefSeq and is a predicted model, not a curated record. Gene Ontology annotation, biological process: protein phosphorylation. Gene Ontology annotation, cellular component: cytoplasm. The transcript is spliced from 20 exons. Lineage: Eukaryota; Metazoa; Chordata; Actinopteri; Siluriformes; Pangasiidae.
UUUUGCGAACUAAGCAUUCAAAACUUUGUAUGACGUGUAUCAUAACAUACGAAUACAGUUCUUUUUUUGUUUCAAGGACAUUUUCUAACAGGGCUGUUAGCUUAUCCGCUAUUAAAGUUGCUAGGCGCUUUUUGUUUUUGUACGUAGUUGAGCGGUACAGUAACCGAACUUUUCCAAAGUUUGCUCAGCUUUGUAUCAAAAAUAAUUUGCAGAUUAGAAAACACUUCUCUUUCGUGCACUGUUAUUCUCGGUAGUGUAGAACCGGUUAAUGGACAGUUUGCAGUUGUCCGGAAGGAGAGAUGGCACAGUAUAGCGUGGCUAGCUAACUAACUGUUAAGCGGCUAAGCUGGGGGCUGUUCAUCGCCUGAGAGAAACUAGCUAACCGCUCGUUUACUGUAUAUCAGGUUAUUUAAGUUCAUUGUCUUUGGAAUAAUGUGUUAACUCGAUUAUGUAAUACAGUAAAAUAUCCAAAUGAGGGUGUUGUUGAAAUUAAUACUUUCCUACUAAACUUGCCACAGUAAUUUAAUUAAAGUUGGCUGAGAGUGAACUUGGCUGAAAACCCAGCGCUGCUGAAUUCUGGAAUCUGAUUGGUCAGAAGGUGUUGAUUGAUGCGCUCGCGCUGCUCUCUGGCUGUGAUGGAGCAGUACCAUGUUCUGGAGAUGAUAGGCGAAGGCUCGUUUGGCCGAGUGUACAAAGGUCGUCGAAGGUUUAGCGGCCAGGUUGUGGCUUUAAAGUUCAUCCCUAAAGUGGGUCGCUCUGAGAAAGAGCUGCGGAGUCUGAAGAGAGAGAUUGAGAUCAUGCGAGGGCUCAAACACCCAAACAUAGUUCUACUUUUGGACAGUUUUGAGACUCAAACUGAGGUGGUAGUGGUGACCGAGUACGCUGAAGGUGAAUUAUUUCAAAUCCUGGAGGAUGAUGGGAGUUUACCCGAGAGCCAGGUGCGCGAGAUAGCUUGCCAGCUGGUAUCUGCCCUGUAUUACUUGCACUCCCAUCGUAUAUUGCACCGCGACAUGAAACCGCAGAACAUCCUUCUGGGCAAAGGGGGUGUGGUGAAGCUCUGUGACUUUGGAUUUGCUCGGGCCAUGAGUGUGUCCACGCUGGUGUUGACCUCCAUUAAGGGGACUCCUCUGUACAUGUCUCCGGAGUUGGUGGAAGAGAAACCUUACGACCACACAGCUGACCUCUGGUCUUUGGGCUGCAUUCUGUACGAGCUCCACACGGGGGCACCGCCGUUCUACACCAACUCCAUCUUUCAACUCGUGCAGCUGAUCGUCAAGGACCCAGUCAAAUGGCCAGAGAACAUGAGCCAGGGCUGCACGAGUUUUCUGAAGGGUCUGUUAAAUAAAGACCCUCAGAAGAGGCUGACUUGGCCUGGCCUGCUUCACCAUCCUUAUGUUGCCGAUGGAGUCAUAGUUUUACCAGAUGAGGGUUCAUGCAGCCCCCUGACCAUAACACCCAGUCCAGACAUCCAAGCCAUGAAGCAGCAGCAGGUGGCAGAAAAAUCUGCACCUCGCAGUGGAGAGGGCAAAUUACUGCGCAGAGCCAGAGACCUGCAAGACAAAAAGCAGAAGAACAGACAGGACCAGUUGAAGAAUGGGAAAGCGCUUGUUAACAGCCAGCCUCGCACCAAAACUGCCCCGGCUGGAGAAGCCCCCACCAGCAACCAUUCAUUGGGCAGCACCUUUACAGUGUGUCGAAAUUCAGCUCAUCCACCAGCCAAUCAGCAUCAAGCCAAUGACAUUGGUGUUGCCAGGGUGAGUUCGGCUCCGUGUAAGGGCCCCAUCAGCAGGGACUAUGAGAGAGAGUUUCCUUCAGUGGAGGUGGGGCCGAGGCUGAUGGUGAGACGCUCCAGACCUGGACACACCAGCUUGGCUUCUGUUAGGAUGGACAGUGAUGAGCAAGAUGUUAACAGUGAUGAAGAGUGGCAGCGGUUGGCUGACGUGACAGAUCACAUGUCUGUGCCUAUGGAUCCCCACAUCCAUCAGAAACUGAAGAACAAGCUCCUCGGAUGCAAGGAGCAGCUCCUUAAUGGGAAGUUGGAGGAGCCUUCCACUAUUCUUCAGCUCCUAAAGAUUCUCACUAAAAUUAUCCUGACCUCUGACCCUGCUGAUGCCAGGAGAAUUGGCGAGGAGAUAGAUGUGCUUCACAUUUUAUUUAGUCUGAUUGAGGUGAUGCUUAGCAGUCCUGAAGUAAUGAAGAAGCCGUGGAGCGAGAAGGUGCUGGGAGAGCUGACGGCUGUGCUUUUGCCGAUUUGGGAGAAUCAGCCUGACUGGCAAAUGAAGGAGAAGAGAGCUGAGGAUUUGUGCCAGCUGUUGAUAUCAUUAUUUCUCCAUCCUGACCCAAACACUCUGGCACCACAAGCAGCUGCAGUCCUGAGUCUGUUUGUUCACUACGGUGUCUGUGUUAACAUCCACAUGGACAGACUUACGGCUCUUCUGGAGGCUCUACUGUCAGGACCAGAGGAGCCUCAUUACCCUUUACCUGCUGGCUGGGGCAUGUGCGACAGUGUCCUGGCAUUAAUUCUUUAUUUUCUCUCUGAGAGUGAAAGCAGUGCUCUGUAUGAUUUUCUGAACUCUGAGGUUUGGUGUCACUUGUGGACUAAAGUUGGCACUAUUCUAGAAAGCACAGCAUCCAGACCUGAGUUUCUCUCAGUUGAUGGUCUCUCUGUCCUUUUAUCUAUUGCCCUGUUUGCUUUCUCCAAUGAGCCUCAUGACUGCCUUUUUCUGUUUUUUGACGACGACAAAAAAUUCACUCGCACCCUCAUUCGUCUCUUGACUACCGAUAGCAGCUCAGCACCACUUAAAAGGGGUCUCCUGUGGGGCGGCUCUGAUAUGAAUAGUCUAGCUCUGAUGAGCUGCCAGUUACUGUGCUUUCCGUUUGCUGUGGAGCUGCCCCAGGAGAAAAUGGUGGCGAUUCUCCACUCGUAUCAAAGCCUGAAUAUAGUGGAAGGCUUAGUUCAGGUGAUUCAACUCCAAUCCCCUGCUCUUUUAGAGCUUCCGCUUUCUCUGUUGUGCCGUCUUUGCCUGUCCUCCCCUAAGUAUGCUGUUCCAAGCUUCAUCACAGCAGCCCAGGACUGUCGGUUUCUUCCCCAGAGUGCACCAUCAGACCAAACCCUAAAUAACCUUAACCAGUCUGAGAGUGCAGCAGAGCAACCAAGACUUAAUGGUACCCCACAUAAAAACCAGUUAGAAAAGGGCAGAAUUGAAGGGGAUCACCCUAAGAGAGCCACAGACAUAAUAAGAGGGAGUAUAAAUAAAGGUAGGGACACGAGGGAUCCUCCUAACAUGCACUCCCAGCUAUCCAAAAACAAGUCUGGGAAGCUGAAAGAAAGGGGCUUUCAUUCAAAGAUCAAGCAAGAUCUAAAAAUUCUCAGCAUGGAACACCUUCAAGAUAGUAUAGAGCAACACAGUGAUGGCAUGGAGGAGCUUCUAGACAGCCUGGAGUUUCACAAAGGUUUCUCAGACCAUCUCAGACAUCUCACAGCACGGCACAAGAGCACCAUGAGCUGGUUUAUUGACAGUUUAGAGCAGCCUAAGAACUGCAUAAGUCACACUAGUGUAAUAAAGGAUUGUUCUAAGGCGUCAGAGGUCAAAGGUCAGCCUCAUCAGCCUGAAUUUAGGACAGCAAGUUCUCUCUUGUCCAUGCUGCUGCAGACCGAAUCCCUGUUUGGGUGUGCAGUGCAGCUUCUGACUCUGCUAUGUCGGACUUGCACACCUGGCUCGGCCCUGUCUGCCGUGCCUGUGGACCCGGUCGUGCUCCGUGCUGCCCUACGCCACCAUGAUGACGGGGUCCGAGCAGCCGGCUGCAACCUCUUGUCUUGCCUAGAGCCAGAUUUGGGACAGGCCUCUCCCAGAUCAAACGCAGGACCAAACUGGACCAUCGAACCAGCAGUGUUCAAGGACUUGCUAAGCCGCUUGUCUGAUUCUGCGCCUUCUGUACGCAGGAGUGCUUGUAAGGCUGCGGUCAAGUGGCUAGGCAUGAUGAGAAAGACUGAAGUCACAUUAAAGAGAGACAAGCAUUUACAGGAAGGGACUGAGUGCAGGAGGAGAACCGUCAGUGCUCCAGCAGUAACGGGCAGAGGAAGAAUGAGGGUUAGGGAUGAGGAUAUCAGAAAAUGGAUAAAGGGCGACUCUGGCUCUCCUUUAAGUUCUAUAGGUACUUGUAUAGAGGGGGAGGAGUGGCUCAAAGUCGCCAUGGGAGCAGCAUCUCCAGCAGUUUCUCUCCUCUCAGAUUCUGAUGCCGUCAUUCGACGACAAGGCUGCAUCAUCCUAGGGAGCAUGGCUGCCAUUACAGGAGGUGAAAGAGCGCUGAUGAGCGCGGACGCUCCCCAUCAACUCCUGCGCCUCGCCCGCGCCGACUCCCAUCAUGCAGUGCGGCGGCAAGCCUUGUCCGCCCUGUGUGCGUUUAGUCAACAGGACGCACUGCAGCAGGUGAGAGGCUCUGAAGUCCACUGAAGCUGAGCUUAAACUCCACCACAUAUGCCAGAGUUCAUCACUUCAGAGCAAUUACAGAUGGAUGGGUCAAGCAGAGGUGAAACAUAAUGUAGACUCAACACCGGGAUAAAAAAAAAAAAAAAGUGCAAUUAAUAUAAUACUAGUUUAAUAAUUAAUGUGUCAUUGAGUUUUUUCUGAGAGUGCCAGGGCAGAUGUCUCAGUUACCUUAAUAUCAGUUAUUGUUCCUGUACAGUUUUUGUUUGUUUGUUUGUUUGUUUGUUUGUUUUAAGGGGAGGAAGGUGGGUUUGGUCUUGGAUAUAGAUUAAGCCUGGAAUGUAAGCAAUCCCAGUGACAAUGUGAUUUAGACUGAAACUAGCCUUAAGCUGUGUAUACAGAGCCUACUUGUAAAAAAAAAAAAAAAAAAAAAAAAAAAAAAAAAUGAUCAGUAUUGUACAAUUGUGUAGAAUGAUACUCAUGAUUAUUAAACACUAAGGAUGUCCUGCAAUGACUGCUUAAAAAAAAAAAAAAAAAAAGGACAUUAUCUGGAGACCUGCCUGUCCAAGUCCAAACAAAUUUGUCAGGAUACACUCUAAUUUUCAUUUGUAUUUUUAUGAUCUUGGAAUCAUUUUUAUAGACGGUUAGUAAAUUGCAGCUAGAAGAUUUUGAUUUGAAAGAUUUUGUAAGGUCAUGAACACUAAAUAAAUUAUUUGAAAAAAAAAUUUUUUUCUUUUUGGAUAUUGAACA